AAUAGGGUAAUGACUAAUGACCGACAAGACAUGGGAAAAUGUGCCUGCAUCUUAUGUGUUUACCAGUAUGUAAAAACCGAUAUAAAUCUCUCCGAGAGAAAUAUCAUCGAGAGAAAGAGAAGCUAAAACAAGUAUCGAAAAGUGGAGCAGGUGCCUCAUAUUGUAAACCGUGGCCUUUAAUGUCAUUUUUUCAAUUUAUGUAUGACAAUAGGCAACCUCGAGACACAUCUUCCAAUUUGGUCAAUACUCAGGACGAAUAUUCUGAAGAUUUGGCGUCAAGUUCUUCAAGCAGCACAAUUCACGCACCAUUUUCUCCAUCGGAAGAAAGUACGGAUUCCUUUACGCCAAGUGAACCACAGAAUCAGUUGCUAAAGACUCCUCGGAAUGCAUCACGUAAAAGAACUAGGGAAGAUGAGAGUCCUUAUAUAAGUAUACUAUCAGAAAUCUCCUCGAAUAUUUGAAAUGUGAACAAAAAUAAACCUGGCAAGCUACAACAUUUUGCAGCUUACAUUCAAACAGAAAUUAGCGAGCUACCAAAAAGUGUACAAGAAGAGUUUAUGGAUGAAACCUUGAUAAGAUUACUCCAAAUAAAAAGAAAAUGUCGUAACACAUAAUGUAUUUAUUUCCAUAAGUACAUGUUUAAAUGUAGAUAUUACGUACAUUAAAUUUAUUCUGUUCUUUGAAUAUGAUCACACUGCCACGGACAGAUAUCACUACCUUCUGGAUUAUUUAAAUAAUCCUUUAUGUAAUUUCUAAAUGACCACGCAUUUCUUGCAGAAUUUCUA
This is a messenger RNA of Photinus pyralis (common eastern firefly), 785 nucleotides long. RefSeq lists its product as uncharacterized. Bases 39 to 461 code for a protein of 140 amino acids. The transcript is spliced from 3 exons. Lineage: Eukaryota; Metazoa; Arthropoda; Insecta; Coleoptera; Lampyridae. The record is from RefSeq and is a predicted model, not a curated record.